Ceratina calcarata is the source of this 1552-nucleotide messenger RNA. It is a transcript of the gene Poc1, whose product is annotated as Proteome of centrioles 1. Gene Ontology annotation, biological process: cilium assembly. The record is from RefSeq and is a predicted model, not a curated record. The transcript has 6 exons. NCBI's taxonomy places the organism in Eukaryota, Metazoa, Arthropoda, Insecta, Hymenoptera, Apidae. Gene Ontology annotation, cellular component: centriole; ciliary basal body. Gene Ontology annotation, molecular function: protein binding. The coding region runs from base 208 to 1530 and encodes 440 amino acids.
AAUUUCGCGCUCCCUUCAUUUCCGGCACCCUUCCAUUUGAUUCUACGCUCGAAGCGAACGUUGACAGACACAAAAAAUUUCGUUGCUUAAUAGUUGCAAUUUUGUACAUAAUCAACAAUAACCAACGUAUUACAAACGUAUAAUUAUGAACGUUAUUAUAAUUUUAAUCGUGAACGUGAUGAACUGAAUGGUAAUCGAAUAUUUUUAAUGAUGGUUGAAACUGCUUGCGAUCCUACGAUAGAUAAACACUUUAAAGGCCAUGAAGAUGCUAUUACAAGUUUAUGUUUCCAUCCCGAAACUACUCACUUAGCCUCAAGUAGUUUAGAUAAGAGUAUAAUAUUGUGGAAUUUAAGGGAGUCUGUAAGGGCUUGUAAAUUUUUUGGGCACAAGGAUGUCGUGUUCGACGUGGCUUAUGCACCGUCAGGAGAAGUCACAGCCAGUGCUUCGAGAGACAGAUCUGUUAGAAUUUGGGUUCCCAAGGUGACGGGACAGAGCAUAGAUUUUAAGGCACAUUCAGGAGCUGUUAGAUCAAUACAAUUCAGUCCUGACGGAGAGAAGUUGGUCACUGCGUCAGAUGACAAGAGUGUCAAGUUAUGGGAAGUAUGUCAAAAAAGAUUCCUUAUGUCAUUUGUAUGUCACACAAGUUGGGUGAGAUGUGCCAGAUUCUCUUUAGAUGGUAGACUUAUAGUUUCUUGUAGCGACGAUAAGACAAUCAAAUUAUGGGACGUCAUCAGUGGACAAUGCAUUAAGAAUUUUAAUGAUAUAAAAGCUUAUUCUACGCACGUCGAAUUUCAUCCAAGUGGCUCGGUUAUCGGAGCCGCGAACACAGCUGGCUGUGCAAAAUUAUACGAUCUGCGUACUGCUUCCUUAUAUCAGCAUUACCCGACCCACGAUGGUCCUGUGAACAUGAUCAAGUUUCAUCCGAAAGGAAAUUUCAUGUUGACCGCAUCUGAUGAUUCAACGAUGAAGGUUCUAGAUUUAUUAGAGGGUCGUCCAAUUUAUACAUUGAAAGGUCACGCCACUGGUGUAACGUCUGUAACAUUUUCGUCUGAUGGACAGUUCUUUGCCUCCGGCGGAGCAGACCGUCAAUUAUUGAUAUGGAAAACGAAUUUCGACAAAGACGAUAUUGCUCGCAAAAUACCAAGACAUUUGGUCUCACCAGUUAAAGAACUGGAAUUAGAUAUCGAAGAUGAAAUAUUAACCAAAGCGUCCGAAGAAGAAGAAGAAGAUAUCGAAUCGAUAAAUGAGAAGUUUGAUACUCUGAAUAUACAGAGUGACAAGCCAUUUUGUGAGGUACCAAACGCUGGAGUGUUAGACGGGAAAGUUGGCUACGAAGUUAUAAAUCUUAGAAAUCAAAGACCCGUCGAGGAAGGUCGGAUCGUCAAUGUAACAAGUUUACCGAAAAAGUCUCCCAGUGCAUACUCCUGUAAAGUAGUACAUGCACUUAACGACCAAGUACAAUCACUAAGCGACGCUGUCACCGUUUUAGAACAGCGCUUGUCAGUAUUAGAAGAAGAAUUAAGAAAAUAAAUUUUUGUCUUUUAUUUAUAAA